Marmota monax (woodchuck) is the source of this 3404-nucleotide messenger RNA. RefSeq names its product DALR anticodon binding domain containing 3 (gene Dalrd3). Gene Ontology annotation, biological process: tRNA C3-cytosine methylation; arginyl-tRNA aminoacylation. The coding region runs from base 1659 to 3290 and encodes 543 amino acids. Gene Ontology annotation, molecular function: ATP binding; tRNA binding; arginine-tRNA ligase activity. The transcript is spliced from 12 exons. Lineage: Eukaryota; Metazoa; Chordata; Mammalia; Rodentia; Sciuridae. The record is from RefSeq and is a predicted model, not a curated record.
AGGCACACUGACUGUACUGGGCCACCCUGGUCUCCGUCCCUCUCUCAGGUGCGCCCUCAGGCUGCAGAUGGCAAGCGUAGACAUCGAAUGCUUGGGCUGGUGGCCUUCACUGGAACUCCAUGAGAGCUUUGGUGAGGGAGGACCUGGGUCCAUCGGGUAGGGCUGCAAUGGCGGUGAGUCCCAUAGGCCGCCCCAGCCCACGGCUUGCUAAAGAUAGCCCUUCACUUCCUGGGGAAAAACCACCCCAACCGUCUUCUUGGACUGAGAGUAGCUGAGGUCCCCAGCUUGCCGGUGGGCCCCUGCUAGCAGCUGUCUCCAGGUCUUUCGCCUGUGGCAUGGAAAGUGCUUUGGAAUGACACGAUCACUCCCGUUGAGUGGGCACCCAAGAAGCCAUCGGGAAUGUCGUGUCCGCCCAGUGCUCUUUCGGAGCCUUCCAACAGGGCCUCAUAGCCCCAGCCCAGAAAGGGACCUUGCUAACCUUUCCCUCUCCUUAGAAUUCCCUCUUUGUCCAACCUCUGGGCACCUCCCCUCUUCCAGAGAUCAUGAGUUAGGUUCAAUCGCUAUUAGAAGGGCAGCACAGGCUUAAGUUACAUUAAAAUGAAAACAUUUGGAACCCUUUUGCUAUACAGAAAAAGAGCUUUCCUGCUGGUAUAAAAGCAGGAUACUCCUAUGACCUGUUUAGUUGAGUCUUCUCAUGGUCACAUUGUUUAUUUGUGUAUUGUUUUUAAUGCUUACUGUAAGUAUUAAAGGGUUGCUAGUGAAGUACACCAGGUUAAAGGAACUGGUAAUUCUGGAAACCAUGAAGGUUCUUUUUUUUUUUUGGUGGAGAGGAUAUUGGGGACUGAAUUCAGGGGCACUUGUCCACUGAACCACAUCCCCAGCCCUAUUUCAUAUUUUAUUUAGAGACAAGGUCUCACUGAGUUGCUUAGGGCCUCGCCAUUGCCGAGGCUGGCUUUGAACUCCUGAUUCUCCUGUCUCAGCCUCCCGAGCCGCUGGGAAUUCAGGCGUGUGAAUCCGAGCAUGGUCCAUGAUGGUUCUAAUUCCUCAGGUGUCAAGAGAAGGAAACGGGAAAUUCUAUCAGAUUGGGCAUUUAUUGGGAGUAAAGACUACUUGAAUCUCAAGAGAAGGUUUGCCAAUAACCUGAAACCAUAGAACACAGUUCUUUUAAAAAUAAGGUUUUUAAAAGUAGGUCGUGAAAGUGUUUUACGUUACAGCCGCAUUCCAAUGACAACUCGUUUGGUACUUCUGACAUUUUCAUAACGUUUAAAAUGGGGGAAAUGAAACAUUAUUUAAAAUGAAUUGGUACUUCUGACAUUUUCAUAACGUUUAAAAUGGGGGAAAUGAAACAUUAUUUAAAAUGAACAGGAACACACAUUUGAGACUGAUGACAAGAUUUCUUGUCUGCGCCCCCUCCCCUCACAAGAAUUCUUUUACUGAUUGCUAAUGCAGAGCAGCAAUAAAGAACCCUAGGCACUCUCGGGGCCCAGAAGUGCAGGAGGGCCACACGGAGGGAACACUGGGUAGGUAGGUCGAAUGCGGCUGACUCGGCUCACUUGAGAGCGCACCUGUCCACUUAACCAGACCUCCACCAGAUCCUCCCGGAGCGGUUCGGGGCUCACCCGGAAGUUCCACCUCCGAAUAUUUUACUUCCGGUCGCCAUGGCGACUGGGCGACUUGGGGUCGGGGAGACGCUGGGGGCCCUUAACGCUGCCUUAGGACCUGGGGGUCCGGUGUGGUUUAAGGAGACCCGUGCCCGGCACCUGCGUGUCCGAGACUUCCUGGCACCGCGACAAGCUCUACGGGCGCGCUUCGGGGACGAGCAGGUGCCGGAGCAUGUGUUCCAUGCGGUCGCUAGCCUGCAGGGUCCCGGUGUGGCCCCGGUGCUGCGCUGCGCGCCGACACCAGCGGGUUUGGCGCUCCAGUUGCAGCGACCUGCAGUCUUUCAGCGUGUCCUCGGCUCAGUUGCCUCCUAUGCCACGCCCACCAGACCUGCCUCGCCGGGACCGCGAGUAGUCCUACACUGCCCGGCUUUGCGCUGCAGCCCUGACGCACUCCGCCUGAGCCAGCUGCGUGCAGUACUUGUGGCGGAUCACCUGGGGCGAACUCUGCGUACUCAAGGGAUGUGUGUGCACCUAGUGCCCGCUGUGCGGGACCCGCACAUGCCAACUUUCCUGCAGAAACUGAGGGUGGACUGGCCCACUGCCUCUGCAAGAGCGUCUACUGAAACCCUGAAGAGCCGUGUGCUAGCAGAGCUAACCUCUCUGCAUGAUGGGGAGACACUGCCCCCUGGCGUCUUGGGAAGACUAUGCCUGAAGGAUCUGGUAGAAGAACAGGGCCACAGGGCUGGCUAUGACCCCAGUGUGGACAACUGUCUUGUGACCGAGGACCUGCUCUCUGUGCUGGCUGAGCUGCAGGAAGCUGUGCAGCAUUGGCCAGAAGACAACCACCAAAGCCUGACGGUGGCUCCAGAUGCUGGUGUAGACAGCUGCAUAGUUGUACAUGUGGUGAGCUGUGAGGAGGAGUUCCAACAACAAAAGUUGGACCUACUUUGGUGGAAGUUGGAUGACCAGGCUCCACUCAGACAGAAGCACCUGGUCUGUGGCCCAGUAAAAGUAGCUGGUGCACCUGGAACUUUGAUGACUGCCCUUGAAUACUAUGAGUCCCGACAUACCCAGGUGUGCAAGGCCUCAGCUCUGAAGCACGGUGGUAGUCUGGCACAAGACCCAGCCUGGAUAGAGAUCUUUGGGGUUCUGUCUGUGGCUACCAUCAAGUUUGAGAUGCUAAGCACAGCCCCACAGAGUCAGCUCCAUCUGGCCCUGACUGACAGUAACAUCUCCACAAAGGGCACAAAGAGUGGCACCUUUGUCAUGUAUAAUUGUGCCCGUCUUGCCACACUCUUUGAGGGUUACAAACGCUGUAUGGAACAAGGUCUGUACCCUACUUUCCCACCUGUGAGCAGUCUGGACUUCUCGCUGCUACAAGAUGAGGGCGAGUGGUUGCUGCUCUUCAACAGUGUCCUUCCCUUCUCGGAUCUGUUGAGUCAGACUGCAGUCCUGACCUGUGUAUCCCCGGGGCUCCGUGUCACUGCUCACACAGAGAUGGUAUGCAAAUUCCUGAUACAGCUCAGCAUGGAUUUCAGCUCAUACUAUAACCGGAUACAUGUCCUAGGGGAGCCUCGGCCACACCUCUUUGGUCAGAUGUUUGCCCGCUUGCAGCUUCUGAAAGCCGUGCGUGAGAUACUCCAUACUGGCCUGGCUAUGCUGGGCAUCCCUCCAUUGAACCACAUCUAAAGCCACAGAGGGCCAAGUAUUUGGGAAUGUUUGGCAUUUUUCUUCCAGUUGAUAAUUUUACAAACUCCACAGACUCCGGGAGCUUAAAGCCAAAAUAAAUUGCUUCUGUUACAA